AUGUCUGGCGCAAUCAACAAAGUCAAGGAUGCUCUCCACCUCAACAAGGACCAUACCACCACUGGAACUACCGGCACCACAGGCACUCACACCACAGGCACCCACACCACAGGUGCUCACACCGGCAGUGGUGUACCUGAGGGAGUCGCUGGUCCUCACAGCUCCCGCGCAGCUAAUGCCGCUGAUCCUCGUGUCGAUUCAGACUUAGAUUCUUCUAGACAUACCGGCACUGGAUACACUGGCACCAGCACUGGUGCUGGCGUUGGACACACUGGCACCCACACUACCCACACCACCGGAGCUCACACUGGCACUGGCAUUGGUAGCUCAAACCAUGGAACCAGCACCGUGGGCCCACACUCUACAGACACUGCCAACAAGUUAGACCCAAGAGUCGAUAGCGACCUCUCCAAGACCCACCACACCACUGGCACCACCGGUACCCACGGUACUUCAGGUCUCACAGGAUCACACAACACUGCUGGUACCCACACCACACAUGGCACCACUGGUCUUGGAGGCACCCACACCGGCAACACUUCAGGCACCCACACAGGUACAACUGGUGGCAUCUCGCACUCGACCAAUGCUGGUCCACACAACUCGAACGUUGCCAACAAGGCUGAUCCUCGAGUUGAUUCCGACCUUGAUGGCAGAGGCAACCGCCACGGAGCUUCUACCGGAGCUAGCGCAGGUGUCUUUGGCGCAUCAGGCAGCCACGCAACUGCUGGCUCAGGAACUGCUCAGAACACUGCAGGCCCGCACAACAGUGACUUGCUGAACAAGGUUGACCCUCGCGUCGACUCCGACAGAGAUGGUUCCAAGACGGUUGGCGGCAAUAAGACCCACGCUUGA
Lachnellula hyalina is the source of this 855-nucleotide messenger RNA. RefSeq lists its product as uncharacterized. The record is from RefSeq and is a predicted model, not a curated record. The transcript has 5 exons. NCBI's taxonomy places the organism in Eukaryota, Fungi, Ascomycota, Leotiomycetes, Helotiales, Lachnaceae. Bases 1 to 855 code for a protein of 284 amino acids.